Molecule: messenger RNA, 3039 nt
Organism: Paramecium sonneborni
Lineage: Eukaryota; Ciliophora; Oligohymenophorea; Peniculida; Parameciidae
Source: the annotation of a GenBank genome assembly
AUGCAGAUUAGGGAAUAAAACACAUAACAAGAUUAUUUUUAUUAUCUAUUAUAAAAUUAAAAGAACUCUCUAUUAUAUUUGAAUUCUGAUAAUGAAUUAUUUUCAUUUAAUUAAGAGAUUGAAGUUUAUAAAAUUAGUUAUCCAUUCUUAGAAAUCAACUUAACUACUAAUGAAAAUGUAGAAUAAAAUCAUCCUUUUUAACUUAUAUGUCUAAGUGAGGGAUAACAACAACGCAUUUACAAUUACUAUAAUUUUUUUCUUUAAGUAUUACCUUAGAAUGAUACAAAUAUAUAGAUAAUGUUUAAUUAAGAUUUCCAGUAGUAUUAAACUUUAUUUAACUAUUAUUCAUACACUUAAUUUAAUAGUUUUUCAGGACAAUUAUUAAAUUAUAGGCCAAACUACAAUGAAACUUAUUUAAAUUUUUAAUUUUUAACUUUUUCCAAAGUUGGUGAAAUACUUUAGAUUUAUUAAUUGGUAUAAUUACUUUCAAUAAUUUAAACUUAACAAUAAUAUCUAAUAGGAUAUGGUAAUAAUACACUUAAUCUAUUACUUUGCAAUUAAAAGAACAGUACUCAAUUGUAAUAUUGCUAAACACUAGACUCAAUUUCGUUCUCUCAAAAUGUCAGUUCUUUAUAAGUUGCUUUUAGUUUAUAUCCUCCCAAAAUUCUUAUUGGACUCAGUUCUAAUGAUACAAUUUAUUUAUUUUAAUACUAGAAUAAUUCUAACUCUUCAAUGACAUAAUCAAAUUAUACCUUUGAAUAAUAAUUCUCAGAUUUUGUAUUAACAUAUAAUAGUAUUAUAGUUCUAAUUUAACAUCAAGAAAUUCAAAUCUUAGCAUUUAAUAAUCAAAAUAACUAUACUUUAAAUUAAUAGUCAAUAAAUAAAUUGUUUAAUAGCAUUCAGUUCAAUCCUCUAUAAAUUAUUGUGAAUUCUUAAUUCUAAUCUUCUUUUUUAUACAUCAAUAAUGUUAAUGAUGUCAUCAUAAUAUCUAUUGAUUAGAAUAGCUUACCAAUACCAAUUACAACUAUUGGUGUCAAUUUCACAAUAGAAUUAAUAAAUUUAGUAAGCUAAUAAUUGAUAUUAUCAUUAAUCUGUAAUAAUCAACAAAAUAUUUGCUUCUAAAUUUGGAAUGUGUAAUAAUUGCCAAAAUACUAUUAUGUAAAGAAUCUACCUAGUGUAAAUUUUGAUAAUAACAUAAUAAUCUAAUCUGAUAACUUAUUCUUCUAUGUUACUUUUAGCAAUCAAACUGUUUAUGUUUAUAAUCCUCAAUUAUCAUAUCAUAUGAGUUUAUAUUAUGUUUUAUAAUUAAAUUCAUCCAUUUAAGGUAGCUAAUAUUUGGGUUUACAAAAAAAUAGCCAAAUUGAAAUGUCGUUGAUAAUUUCUAACAAUAGUUUAUUUAUACUUAGUGAUAUAUAAGUUGUAAAUCUAACUAUUUAAUAGUAAAUAUAAACCUUUAACAAUUCAAUAAGUUACCCAUAAUUUAUUUAUAACUAUACUAUAACUUCAUAGUUAAAUGACACAGCCUUCUAGUAAACUCCAAAUUAAAGUAUGGCUUUAUAUUCAAAUUUCACAGUAUUAUAAAAUUUAACAAAUAUAUCAGUGAGUAUAACUUCAGAGAAUAUAAUCCCUGAGUCUAAAAAUUUCACAUUUCCAAUGAAUCUAAUUCUUGAUAGACAAAUAGGAUAAUGUUAUCUAAAUAACAGCUAUGAUUAAAACAAAUUUUGCCAGCUAACUUAAAUUUCUCAUUAAUAUUAUAACAUUUCUAAUAUUCAAAAUUAUUCCUUAAUUACUUCAAUAAAUAACGAAAUUUUUGCUUUACAGAAUAUCUCUUACAUUUAAACUGUAAAUAGUGAUUUAACUCCUUAAUUUAGUCUUGAUUAUUCAUAUCUAAAUUUGAGUGUUUGUGAUUAAUCAACAUCAUCUAAUUACACGUUAUAUUCAAUUUGUUAUAAUGAUACUUAAUUUUAUUUACUUAAUUUUACACUUAGUUAGUAAGGCAAUAUAACAAAUCUAAAUAUUAUUAAAAUGCCUUAAAACUUUACAUCAUUUUAUUAAAUGAGUAGCAUUUUAAAUUAAUUUUUUAUUGUAGGUUAAGAAGACUCAAAAAUUAUGUAUUUGUAUUGGCUUAACUAAUCCAGCAACACCUUCUAAAAUAUAUCCAAUGGAUGUCAAGGUUUUUCUAUUAAAUAACUAAAAUAAAACACUUUCGAAGAUAUUUAAUCGUAAUAAAUACUUAUAUAUUAUGUUUAUAUGUCAUAAGUGAAUUAUACGAUAAUGACAAUUGAUGAUUAAGGAAUUAAAUUACAAAAUUCUGUUACUGUUUAAUUGUAUUAUUGCAAUCAAUAAUCAAUUUGCUUUAAAGAUAAUUAACAACAGUAUUUCGGCAUUUUAAUAAUUGAAAUAGAAUUAAACAGCGUAAUAAUACUUGUAAGUAAUAUUAAUUUUAGUUGCAUUGUUAUUACAAGAAUUAUUAAAUCCAAAUUUAAGAAUCAAAAUACUUAAGUAGGCAGAAUCUAUAGAACUAUUCCAAAAUAUGGUCCUUAUCGUAAUACUCUUAAUUCUUUUUAUUAAAAUGGGGUUUUAAUGCAACAAUUUAGUAGCAAAAAUCUAUAUUAUUUUAAUAUAGGAGUUUAUUAUUUGAAUAAUCUUUUAGAUGAAAAUUUGCUAGAGCCCAUUCUAAUGUAAGGUUUAAUCUAUUCAAAAAACUCUUAUGCAAUGGUUGUAAAUUAAGAAUAGCAAAGUGUUACAACAGUUUAUAUUUAUAACAAUUUUAUCUAUAGUUACACUUUUAGUACAAGCUGGAAUGUAUCUUGCCUACUUUAUAGCGACAUCAUAUAUGUUCCAAUAUUUUGUUAGAACAAUUUUUCAAAUGGUACUUAUUUGGUUACAUUUAAUCUGCCUCCGCAUUUUCGAAUAAACUUUGGUCCAUCAGAGUAUAGCCUUUUGGCCAUCAUUUUUUUACUGCUUCUGUAUUUUUACAUUAGAUUUACAUAAAGGACAAAAACCUUGGAAGAUAUUAAUUCUGAAAUUGAAUUAUGA